Adelges cooleyi (spruce gall adelgid) is the source of this 3058-nucleotide messenger RNA. RefSeq names its product early growth response protein 1-B (gene sr). NCBI's taxonomy places the organism in Eukaryota, Metazoa, Arthropoda, Insecta, Hemiptera, Adelgidae. The record is from RefSeq and is a predicted model, not a curated record. The transcript has 3 exons. Gene Ontology annotation, biological process: regulation of transcription by RNA polymerase II. Gene Ontology annotation, molecular function: DNA-binding transcription factor activity, RNA polymerase II-specific; RNA polymerase II cis-regulatory region sequence-specific DNA binding. The coding region runs from base 226 to 1905 and encodes 559 amino acids.
GAACCGGACACACGUCGGACGGACGGUGGCCGGCUGCCGUCCACGUCCACCAUCACUAGCGGAGCCCUGCAGAGACUACAACAGCAAACGACCACCACCAGGGACCUGCCGCCGGCGGCCGCCGACGAUUGGCUGUUUGUCGAUUGGCUGGACGGCGGCGGUGCAUCAACAGGUGCAGCAGCAGCAGUAGCCCAUCAGCACCACCAGCAACAGCAGGACGCCACCAUGAUCAUGGAGUGCACCGCCCUGGAGCCCGGCGUAGUCGGGUCUCACCAUCACGGUAACCACCAUCAUCAUCAUCACCACCACCAUCCAUAUCUGCUAGCCGAGUCCGCGGCGGCAGUGACCACAGUGGCUGCCGCGGCCGCGGCUGCCGGACACUUUAACGUGCUCAGCUUCGAACCGUACAAAGGCGGCGCCGCCACCGGAGGCGGCAGCGGUGCCGGCAAUUCUGCGUGCCAUAGUCCGGCACAGGGAAACGCGGGCACGGAUCUCAACACGCCGGUGACGACCAGCGCCGAAGUACCCUCGUUCUUCGGACCGUCCACGGUCGUCGAACCACCACUAAUCACAGGUUCGUUGCAGGACACGGACGACAGCGUUGUCAAUCGGAACGCCGUUGAACACAAGCUCGAAGUGUCGCUACAGUUGAAAACCGAAGCCAUCGGCGUCGACCCAGAUCAGGACGAUGCAGCCGGCGGACAGGACGUCAUGUACGCGACCAACAACCCGUCGGCCGGUAUGUCGUCCAGGAUUAGUUACAGGUUCUCGACCAACAGUCCCAUGCAGACGGUGGUACCGCCGACGACCUCAAACAGUUCCUCAAACAACAGCAACCACCUAAACACGUCGUGGCUCCUACCCAGCCCGGACAAGAACAUAUUCCCACCUCUGUUCAGCCUGCUUCAGCCGCAGUCGUCGAGCACGCCCACCUCUUACCACGGCUCGAGUCCGCAUUACGACGACAGAUCUCAACAAAGUCAAGUGGAACUACUCGGGCUGAGCAUAGAAUGCGGCGGCAAACAACAGCAACCGCCCACGUACACGAGUUGCGGAAACGACCAGGAUCUCAUUUACCACAACAACCGCGGUCAACAAAUGCAAAUGCAGCAACAACAACAGCAGCAGCAACCGUCGCCGGUGAGCAAGUAUCACUGGCUAGACUCGCCCGUCGAGUACGGCCAACCGCAACAACAGUUACAGCCGCAACAACAGCAGCAACAACAAAUGAUCCCCAAACAAGAGUUUGGCGGUGUCAUCAACGUGGACGUGCAGUCACCGGGUUCGUCGAGCGUGUCGCAAGGAGGUGGCGGCGCCUACAGCGUUCAAUUAGCCGAGUACAACCCGUCGACCAGCAAAGGCCACGAGAUCUUGUCGCAAGUGUACCAACAGUCGUCACUGCCGCUCAAGCUGGUGCCGGUCAAGCCGCGCAAGUACCCCAACCGGCCCAGCAAGACUCCCGUGCACGAACGGCCGUACGCCUGCCCGGUAGAGCACUGCGACCGCCGGUUUUCUCGGUCCGACGAGCUCACCAGGCACAUACGCAUACACACCGGCCAAAAACCGUUCCAGUGCCGGAUAUGUAUGCGAUCAUUUUCCCGGUCCGACCACCUGACCACGCACAUUAGGACGCACACUGGCGAAAAACCGUUCACGUGCGACGUGUGCGGCCGCAAGUUCGCCCGUAGCGACGAGAAAAAACGGCACGCCAAGGUUCACCUGAAGCAACGGACGAAGAAAGAAACGAAAAUGGCCGCUUUGCUCGCUCAACAACAACAACAGCAGCAGCAGCAACAACAACAACAACAGCAACAGCAGCAGCAGCAGCAGCAACAACAACACCAGAACACGGCUCAACACAUGCAUCACAUGGGAUUUCAGCCUGGUGACGGUGGACACAUGUAAACAAUUUUUAAAAACGUAUAAUUAAUAUUAUUAUAUACUCAUGUAUUAUGUCUUUUUUACGUUAGAGUUUUCCUCUUUCUUUUUGUUUGAUUUUUCACUUUAUAUAUAUUUUUUACAUUGUUCGUAUUCGACGACUUGUUACGAUUAUACCUGUUACACGGGACUUAUAUUUUAUAUAUUGCAUAAAAAACAAUCAAUAUCUCGAGCAAAUGCAGAAAGAAAGAGAAAAAAUGAUGAAAGAGUGAGAGAACGCGAGCAAGUAUACCGUUACCAUUUAGUAUGCAGUUUUGUUGUUUUAUAAUAUAUACUUACCUAUGUGUGUUUGUAUGUAUUGUCUCACGCUUGUUCGAACAUUUUGGAUCACAGAGUAUUUACAGGGACGGCCGGUGGAGCCAUUGCGAGAACAACAAAAACAGGGACGUUACGUUAUUUUUUUUACUUUUAAAAUUAUUAAUAACGAUUAAAAAGCGCUUUUUUCUAUUUUCUGUAAAAUAUUAUUCUUUACACACCGAUCGCUAUAUCGCAGCGGAGAGAGAUCAGGGUCGUCAUUAAAAGUAGAAAGACCACACAUCCACUCCAACUUUUUUACACACACAAGCACAUGGCCUUUUGUACUUAUGAGCUCGUCCAUUUACACCCAUUUACGCCCAUAUAGCUACGUUGUUAAUAAUUAUUUAACUGUAUAAAAACACUAGUGUAGAAUAGGAUUUCGUUUCUAAUCGAGUUUCGCCAAUCUGUGAUCUGUUUUCAUAUUUAUAUACAUUUUGGUAUUUGCCAUCAUUGAGCUGGACUCAAUGAUAAAUCUAUUUUCACUUUUUGGAAUUGCAGUGUUUUUUUAUUACCCUCCUAUCCUGGGUACAUAUUUAAUAACAAUAAUAUAAAUAAUAACGUAAUACUUUUCAUCACAAUAUAUUACCUAAUAAAGAUUAUAAUUGUAAUAUUAUUAUACAUAGAUAUAUAGCUACACGUAUAGCUAAGCGUAUAAUACUAUUCCAACGUUGUGUGUUGUUUUUGCGUGUGGUUCGUUAAAAAUCAUAUUUAACAAUAUGUAAAACGUAUUAUAAGAAUAAUAUACUGUGUUAUAAUGCGUUUACCCUGGAUAUCCUGGUGGACAUAUAAUAAAGGAUCGAGUUUGUUUAUAAAAAAAAAAAAA